AUGGGGGCCCCCAACACGCUUUUCAGGGGCCCCCAAAGGACCCUGGGGGCCCCCCUAUUCCGCCUUUUGCUAACCCUCAUCCUCUGCACUCUCCUCUUUCAAUGUCGCUGCACCCUCCCGCUUCAGCAACCACACACGGAGGCCCCCACUGGGGCCCCCACAGGGGCCCCCACAGGUAUGGGGGCCCCCACAGGGGCCCCCACCGAAGUACCCACAGGGGCCCCCACAGGGGCCCCCACAGAGGCCCCUAUAGGUGCAUUAGGGGGCCCUUUGCUUGCUAUUGUUGCUGCUAGCGAGCGGCUGCAGGAAUGGAAGGAGAGCAAUGAAAGAGGGGCCCCUGAGGGUACACCUGGGGACCCCUCAGAUGCAGAGGGGCCCCCGGGGGCCCCCCUACAUUCUUCUUUGUAUGUGGUUGAGGCGCUUGAGCAGCAGAUACCAGAUGAGCAGCAGCAGCAGCAGCAGCAGCAGCAGCAAAUGGCUGGAGGAGGAAUGAAAGGAGGCCCUCUGCUUGUUUUGGGGGGCGUUUUAGUUGGUGCUGCAGCAGCAGCAGCAGCUGCUGCUGCUGCUGCUGCGGCUGCUGCUGUUCUCGGUGUAUGCUGCAUCACAGCAGCAAAGCGGCGCAAGCGAAAGAGAGCAGCAGCAGCAGCAGCAGUUGCUGCAGCAACAGCAGCAGCAGCAACAGCAGCAGAAGCAGAAGAAGAGUUCUUUGAUCCUAACACAAUUCUCCUUGGAAGGUGGGGGUGGACUUCUGCUGCUGCAGCAAGACACAGCAGCAGCAGCAGCAGCAGCAGCAGGUUGAGUGUCUUAUCGGCUCGCGAAGCAGCUCUUACGGAGUGCACACCAGCAGCAACAUCAGCAACAGCAGCAGCAGCAAGAGCAGCAGCAGCAGCAGCAAAGGAGCUGCUACUAGAAGAGAGUAAUGCUUUUAUUAUAAAGACAGAGGGGCCUCACAGCAGCAAAACGGCGAGUGAAGAUUGUACAAAAACAGCAACAACUGAUGCACCCCCGAUGGGGGGUAUAACAGACUAG
Messenger RNA from Eimeria acervulina, 1029 nucleotides. RefSeq lists its product as hypothetical. NCBI's taxonomy places the organism in Eukaryota, Apicomplexa, Conoidasida, Eucoccidiorida, Eimeriidae. The coding region runs from base 1 to 1029 and encodes 342 amino acids. The transcript has a single exon. The record is from RefSeq and is a predicted model, not a curated record.